UUCCAGUUUUACUUGCUAACGAAUAAGUCUCCUUGUAAGUAUGGUGGUAGUCUCAUUUAUUCUUCGACGGUUCCUAUUCUGGAAGCAGUGGAAUCCUUUUAACCGCCUCGAAUGUUUCGAGUUGCAGCUAAAGCUACUUAUAUUCGUUGGACUCUGGCCGUCGACGGACGGCACCCCGACUUCGAUAAUCGGCUACCGAAUCUACGGAUGGUGUUUUCGUAUCGUUUUCAUGUAUCUCUAUACUUUAAGUCAAAUUCUUUACUUUCUCAAAGUUGAUAAUUUGCUAAGUGUUGCUCAAGCCAUGUUCUUGUUGAUGACGCAAAUAACAUUGAUUUGGAAGUUGGAAAAUUUCAACUACAAAAUAGAACGAAUUCAGAAGUGCUUACGAAAAGUUUCUUGCGUUCUUUAUGAUCCUUUGAAUUAUGCUGAACAAAGGGCAGUAUCCAAUAGCAUGGGCCGAAUCUGGUUUUUAGUAACUCUGCUUCUGGCGAUGGCGUAUGGUACUAUUUCCUUUUGGGCAAUCUCGCCUUUAUUGAAGAAAGAUGGGAACCUACCUGUUCAAGCAUGGUUUCCGAUCGAUCACAGACAUUCUCUGGCAGUAUAUAUGCUGCUUUGGUUUUAUCAAAUAUUUGGAAUCGGCAUGAGUGCUACCUACAACGUCAGCACUGACACUUUGGCCUCCGGACUGAUUUAUCAUUUACAAGCUCAAACCAAACGGUUGGGAAUUCUACUAAGCAAGAUGGGAUCUGAGAAUUCCAUGCGUAUCAGUGAGAAAUUACCAAAAUCAAACGAAAACAUUGAUGCCGAAUGUGAUUUGUGCAAUGAAGUUAGCAGUAAACGGGCCGAUAUUGAUCAGUUAUCAAAACAUCAUGGACAGACUUAUGGUUGUCUGGUUGAAUUGGUUAUUUUCCAUAGAAAUUUGUUAGGGUUUCAACAUGAAUUGAUCGACAUAUUCGGACUAUCGAUUUACGCCCAGGUGAUCGCAUCGGUGAUCAUAAUUUGCAUGACAGCUUUUCUGUUGACUGAAGGAUCUAAUUUUGUCGCCAUUUUUUCUGCCUUCAGUUAUCUGAUUACCAUGGUCUGGCAAAUUUUUUUGUACUGUCUUGCGGGAAAUGAUUUUACGUAUUCGACAGAUAAAUUGUCGGAAAGAGCAAUGUUCAGUAACUACGUAUGUUUCAAUCGAACCACUGCCAAAGCUUUCCUUUUCUUUUUGACCAGAAUUAAGCGCCAGUCUGAUUUCAAGGUUGGUUUUAUUUUGCCAUUCACUCUAUCAUUUUCUAGUUUCAUUUUGGUAAGAAAUUGUCCUAUUUUAAUAUAUGAACCCUUGCGUUUUAAUUGGUUUAUUGUUUCAGAUCUUGAAAACAUCAUAUUCAUACUUCGCUGUUCUGAAUAGCACUCGCAAAUAAUUGUUGUUCGAGAUUCAACAAAAAAAUAAUAACUUUUUUAUGCGAAAAGGAUCAUUGUACUGGACAUGCAAUCGUGCAGUUUGUUGGAAUAAAAGGUUCAGUUCCGCACCUGAAUGCUUCUCAUUUGUAACGUUGAUCAAACUUCGGUUCUGAGUGAUCAAAAGAUAACUUCAUUGCACAUUUAGCAAUUGCUAAUAAUCGAAACUUUGAAUGAACUGACUAAUUUUAAAAGCUCUUACAACUAAGGUGUAAUUUCAUUUUUUUUCAAUUCAGACGUUAUAUACAGUUUGAUUUUAAUGCGACUACCGUCCAUUUAUUCGAAACGCUUGUUGCGGGACUCCCCUCUAUGAAUUUAAGUACAGCUUCUGAGUGUUCAUGACAGACAUCGAUGAAAGCUACGGAAAGCACUCCGCCGUAUUUCGAAGCGUGACAAAGUAUAUUUCAAGAGUGGCUCCGGACAGACGAAAGUCCCCUGCUCCAUUUUGAAGGUAGUAUUUUUUUCAGCAUAAUUUUUUCUCUGUACUGCAUUAUUUUACGGAUUAUGUGCGAAUUGGUGUACGGUGUUUAUGUGUGCAUCUACUCGGUAAAUCUGGGCGUCUGGAACCUACUGAAACAUGAUGGCAUGUCAAAAAAUAAUUUAUGUGCGGUUAAUCACCCAGGCUAGACAUAUUAUGUGACAUUUUUGUAGUAACUAGAAGGAGAGUGUUAUGGCAUAGUAUGAAGUUUAAUCGAUAUAUAGAAA
Molecule: messenger RNA, 2148 nt
Organism: Malaya genurostris
Lineage: Eukaryota; Metazoa; Arthropoda; Insecta; Diptera; Culicidae
Product: odorant receptor Or1-like
Exons: 8
Coding region: 41-1393 (450 amino acids)
Biological process (GO): detection of chemical stimulus involved in sensory perception of smell; sensory perception of smell
Cellular component (GO): plasma membrane
Molecular function (GO): olfactory receptor activity; odorant binding
Source: RefSeq, a predicted model, not a curated record